Aspergillus vadensis CBS 113365 is the source of this 2067-nucleotide messenger RNA. Its product is annotated as MFS general substrate transporter. Gene Ontology annotation, molecular function: transmembrane transporter activity. The transcript is spliced from 14 exons. The record is from RefSeq and is a predicted model, not a curated record. Gene Ontology annotation, cellular component: membrane. Gene Ontology annotation, biological process: transmembrane transport. Lineage: Eukaryota; Fungi; Ascomycota; Eurotiomycetes; Eurotiales; Aspergillaceae. Bases 1 to 2067 code for a protein of 688 amino acids.
AUGGAGCUGGAAAAGCAAGUGGAUGGAGCUGCUGCCUAUCUUGCUCAUAGCACAACUCAUCCUCCCAUGACGUUGGAAAUGGAAAGGAAAUUGUUGCGCAAAAUCGACUGCAUCCUGGUACCCAUGCUUCUGCUCACCGCUACUCUCGGGGCAGUGGAUAAGGUUGCUCUCAGCACCGCAGCAAUCUACGGACUGGAAAAGGGCUACCUAGAAGCAAUUAUUGUCCCUACAAUCAGCCUCAUAGUCGCCGGAUUCUAUAAAAAGACGGAACAACCUCCACGAAAUGCAAUCGUGUUCGCGGCUUUUAGCUCCGUGAUCAACGGCUUCUUAUCUUGGGCUGUAGGGCAUAUUCCCGAUUCUGCACCUCUUGCUAUCUGGCAAUAUCUGUACCUGAUUGUCGUGUGGUCCAUAACAGCGUUCGUGAUCCUACCGGAAUCCCCGAUGACUGCCUUCUUCUUCACCGAUAGGGAACGAUUCUAUGCAACCCAGCGUCUAGCGGAAAAUCAGACCGGCAUCAUAAAUAAAGAAUGGAAAAGGGAACAGGCUCUUGAAGCGGUUUUGGAUGUAAAAACGUGGAUCCUGUUUUCCUUCAACAUUGCUAUUAACAUUCCUAAUGGAGGCCUGACUACAUUUAGUGGUAUCCUCAUCAACAAUCUUGGCUUCACUGCGGUUAAGGCCUCCCUUCUGAACAUGCCGACCGGAGUAAUGUCCACUGUAUCUGCAUUUUUCUUCUCCUGGCUAGCUGCACGCUGGUCAAAUCGAAGGUGCCUCGUUACUAUGAUGGCAUGCUGUUUGCCCAUUGUCGGCUCAGCCUUGGUGUACUCUCUCCCACGAACAAAUCUUUACACUUAUUUUGGACCGUACGUAGUCGGAAUCUCCAUGGCGCAAGCUAAUACAGCUGGACACACGAAGAAAACUGUGCAGUAUUCUAUUCUGUACAUUGGAUAUGCACUUGGGAAUCUCAUCGGGCCCCAAACCUUCCGUGCCAGUCAAGCGCCCGCCUAUACCGGCGGGUUUAUCGCCAUGUUAAUAUGCUACUGCAUAUGCGUCGGGCUGAUGGGGCUUUACUGGGUCCUGCGCUGCAUUGGGGAUGUGCCUCGCUGCACUCGAUGUAGGACACUGGAUCUGACGUGUGAGGAAUUUUCCUUCGUGGAGGAACCAGUGGAACAAGGAGUUAGUUUAGGCCGUAGAGGAACGUGUUCUAAGCAGCAAAGAAGUAUCCUCAGCCUAAGCAACUCUAAGCCUACCAAUCGAAAUAUGAUAUCGCUAGAUGCGUACAGUGGGCGGUGGGUAUUCCUCAAUCUCACCAUGAAGAAUUACCUCGAGGACACGGGUGAGGUAGACUAUGAUUCCGACGAAGACACAGCCAUGAAGGAUAGCAUUGGGCCGGAUUGUUCUCUCAGCAGCAAUGACAACCCAUACAUCAACUUGCUCACACCACUUGCCUUUUGCCAUCCCACUCUCCGGAAUGCUAUGGUGUCUGUGGCAGCUAAUCAGCUCCGUUUGCUUGGUGAUGCACGAUAUACCAAUGAGGCGGCAUUAUACAAGGAUAGAGCGAUACAGGGAUUGCAGCAGGCAGUCGAGCUUCGAAAUAUAGAUGAUGGCAUAAUAGGCACUAUUUUGAUGCUAUGCUUCUAUGACAUUUCGGAUAAGUGCGAUUCAUCCUGGGUGAAACACCUCGAAGCAGGUCUGGACCUUCUUAACUGCUUGCCUUUGACUGCCUCGUCAAGCCAGGGAUUGCGCAAGUUCUUCCAAAUGUAUUUCGUCGCCCACGAUAUCAUGCGUCGGACGGCAACGCCAGGAAUGAUCAACGAAAAUGGGCGAUAUGGUUGGCAAUUUAUCCCAAGAACGGAUAAACGGACUCUAGUGAACAAAAUGAUAGAUCUCAUUUCGAGUCUUCCUGAUUCUGCGACCUUACUAUGGCCGUUAUACGUUCUCGGACAGACCGCACUGGAUGAUCAGGAUCAUCGUCGGGAGUGUGCGACGAGCGAGGACAGCGAUGAAAGAUACGUUUCGGAUUAUGGACAUGCGAUACUCGGUUCAGAGGAGGGAUGGGAGGUUUGGUAA